Messenger RNA from Panicum virgatum (switchgrass), 1101 nucleotides. RefSeq names its product bifunctional bis(5'-adenosyl)-triphosphatase/adenylylsulfatase FHIT-like. The record is from RefSeq and is a predicted model, not a curated record. The transcript has 4 exons. Lineage: Eukaryota; Viridiplantae; Streptophyta; Magnoliopsida; Poales; Poaceae. Gene Ontology annotation, molecular function: catalytic activity. Bases 11 to 769 code for a protein of 252 amino acids.
UUUUGGGCUCAUGGCGAACUAUGCAGCAGGCCCAGCCUUUGGUCAGCCCAAGAAGCAAAAGCUUCGCGCUAAUGGGCCUCUAAAUCCAGUGCCAGUUCACUUCGAGCCCAUAACUGUGUCCUCUGUCCUCCUUGGUUUCCUUUUCCUCUCCGGCUCCGUCGCCGUCCAGAUGCUCACGCUGCUGUGCUCGCGUGCCGUCGCCCUCCCACUCGCUCCGCCUCCACGCUUCCUUCACCGCCUGCCGCACCCGCGCGCCUCCUCCUCCUCUUCCUCGCUCCCGCCGCCGCCGCCGUCGGGGAUGGAGACCUCCUACAAGUUCGGCCCCUACAAGAUCGACGCCAGGGAGGUCUUCCACGCCACGCCCCUCUCCUACGCCAUGGUCAACCUCCGCCCCCUGCUCCCCGGUCAUGUUCUUGUGUGCCCCAAGCGUGAAGUGAAAAGAUUUGCUGAUCUAAGUUCUGAUGAAACAAGUGACUUAUGGGUUACUGCAAAGGAAGUUGGUGCACGUCUUGAGCAGUACCAUAAAGCAACUUCACUUACCUUUGCUAUUCAGGAUGGUCCUCAAGCUGGCCAAACAGUCCCACAUGUCCACAUUCACGUCAUCCCAAGGAAGAAAGGGGAUUUUGAGAAAAAUGAUGAAAUAUAUGAUGCGAUUGAUGUGAAAGAGAAAGAAUUGAAGGAGAAGCUUGACCUGGACAUUGAGAGGAAAGAUAGAAGCAUGGAAGAAAUGGCUCUUGAGGCCAAUGAGUACCAUGCUCUUUUCUCCUAGAAUUGCAUCUAGUAUAGUUAGUUUCUAAGUUGAGCUGACUGCUUGCCACAAAUAAGUCUAUGGGCUGGUCCCUAUAAGAUGGGAGUUGAAGGAUAGAGGAGGUUGCGGGCUCUACGCUAAUGGCCACUGUCGAGUUAUAUAUAAUGUAUGAAGCCUAAACAUUGUACUAUGUUCCUACAUUAAAUACAAUAUUCUGUUGCCCUAAUGUGUUGGGAUGUUGCUGCAGCGGCAAGACACCAUAUUUUAUCUUGUAACUAAUUCGGACAUGUCAAGUGAACAUGUUUGGAAAUCUUUGGAUCUGAUAUGAUAUCAUAUCACACCUUCUUCCUUAA